AGCCAGCACUAGAAGUUUUUUUCAUAUCGCCAUCUACGUUGAAAAGUCUCUUGCUUCAACGCUGUUAUCAAAAUGGGUCGUGUCAGGACAAAGACGGUGAAGAAAGCCUCCCGGGUGAUCAUUGAGAAGUACUACACCCGGCUUACUCUUGAUUUCCACACAAACAAGAGAGUAUGUGAGGAGAUUGCUAUCAUCCCCAGUAAGCGUCUACGAAACCAGAUUGCUGGAUUUGUAACACAUCUGAUGAAGCGUAUCCAGAGAGGUGCUGUCCGUGGUAUCUCCAUCAAGCUGCAAGAAGAGGAGCGUGAGAGGAGAGAUAACUACGUUCCUGAGGUCUCCGCCUUGGAACAGGACAUCAUUGAGGUUGACCCCGACACCAAGGACAUGCUUAAACUUCUGGAUUUCAACAUCACUAACCUUCAAGUCACCGAGCCAGCAGCCCCUGGUAUGCCCUUCCGUGGUCCUCGCCUGUAAAAUACAUCUUGCACUCGAUCGCUAGCUACUCAAACUACAGUAACAUUUCUAAUCUCAAACAUGGACUGCUGCAAGCCGUCUCCAUGAAACUCCACAUCCCAGCACACCCGAUAGAUACCAAGCGAUAAAGCGUCUAACUCAUUUUGUCAUCGGUAGUUUCCACCAUGUCAUUGUCAUCUUAAAGGUGUUCAUGAACAAAUGAAGAACUUUGUGAUAAGAAUCUACCAUGGCAUCAAUAUGGAAUUCUCACAUGUAAUAAAGUGACACUAUUCAACAGCA
Lytechinus pictus (painted urchin) is the source of this 753-nucleotide messenger RNA. Its product is annotated as small ribosomal subunit protein eS17-like. The transcript has 4 exons. The record is from RefSeq and is a predicted model, not a curated record. The coding region runs from base 73 to 474 and encodes 133 amino acids. Gene Ontology annotation, molecular function: structural constituent of ribosome. Gene Ontology annotation, cellular component: ribosome. Gene Ontology annotation, biological process: translation. NCBI's taxonomy places the organism in Eukaryota, Metazoa, Echinodermata, Echinoidea, Temnopleuroida, Toxopneustidae.